CUUGCUUGUACAUUAAUGCUGCCGAGGGGAAGCCCUAUGCCCUAUUCAGCUCUGUCCGGGUCGGAACACCCCGCAUGUAAAAUGUACAAAAAAGCUUUCACAGCAGGACAUCUGCGACUAUUGAAUGCCUUUUCAGUAGUUAGAUUUCAAAAAGCCUACUGCUGCUUUAACCUGACCGGAGAGGAUUGAGUAAAAUCUUUGACCUGACCCUGCCAUCAGCUUGCCCACCGAAUCGCUACGGACUUGUGACGUCAGGGAUUUGUUUUACAGAGAGUCGAUAUACCUAAUGCGAUGUGAACCCAUUGAACAACAGAACUGCCAUCCAAAGUUAACUUAACGUUACUUGUGAAACAAUCGGAAUGGUCUGUCCUGCACCACAAAACUACAAAAUGCAUAGACUGGGCAGUUAACGACAGUGAACAGUGGAUGGCAGGAAAUGUCCAUCUCUUCAGCUUUAGACACAUAGCACAAAGGACCCUACCUUAGGGUGUUCUGAUUGCUUAGUGAAGAAAAUGCCAGCAGUGCCAUGGGGUAUGGAAGAGACGGAGUCCACGUUGGAUGACGAUCUACAGGACCAUCUUUGUAUUUCUUGGAGUGGAAUCUGUAGGAAGACUCCAGUUCUGUUGUUCUAUGCUGAGGCCCUUUUGACCAAAGAUGGCAGUAUCCGUACUAUUGGUGAGCGGUAUAAUUUGGCCUUUAAGAUUGUCCGAACAGAAAGUCGACUGGUGCGUGGACUACUCACCAACCAUGGAUUCCAUGAGGUCCAUCCCAACAGUAAUGACUUCAACCUGAUGUGGACAGGCUCUCAUCUGAAGCCUUACCUGCUCCGUGGUCUUCAGGCUUUUCAGAAGGUCAACCAUUUUCCAAGGUCAUAUGAGUUAACACGGAAGGACCGGCUGUACAAAAACAUCCAGCGUAUGCAGCAGGCAUAUGGAUACAAGAACUUCCACUUUAUUCCACAGACCUUCGUACUCCCAUCAGAAUAUCAGGAGUUCUGCAACUCCUUCUCUAAGGACAAGGGACCUUGGAUCAUCAAGCCAGUGGCCUCCUCCCGUGGCAGAGGCAUUUAUUUGGUUAGCAAUCCCAGCCAGAUCUCUUUGGAUGAGAAUAUUCUGGUGUCCCGUUACAUCAACAACCCAUUGCUCAUCGAUGACUUCAAGUUUGACGUGCGGCUGUAUGUAGUCGUCACUUCCUAUGACCCUGUCAUCAUCUACCUCUAUGAAGAAGGACUUGCCAGGUUUGCCACUGUGAAGUAUGAGCACAACACAAAGCAUAUCAAGAAUCAGUUCAUGCACCUGACCAAUUACAGUGUUAACAAGAAGAGCAGUGAUUAUGUCAGCUGUGAUGACCCCGAUGUGGAGGAUUAUGGCAACAAGUGGAGCAUGAGUGCAAUGCUGCGGUAUUUGAGGCGGCACGGAAAGGACACCACAUUGCUUAUGGAGCAGAUAGAGGACCUGGUGAUAAAAGCUUUGCUGAGUGUGGAACUGCACAUUGCCACAGCCUGCAAGAUGUUCAUCCCCCACAGGACCAAUUGCUUUGAACUCUAUGGUUUUGAUGUCCUAAUUGAUACCAACCUUAAACCUUGGCUCCUGGAGGUCAACCUCUCCCCUUCUCUGGCUUGUGAUACUCCACUAGAUCUGAAGAUCAAGGCCAGUAUGAUUUCAGACAUGUUUUCCCUCAUUGGCUUUGUGUGUCAGGACCCUUUGCUGCGACAGCUGCGAUUAGAUCGAACGGGACAGGAGCCAAGCCUCAAGUGCCAGACCCAGAGGGCUCAGCGACAGAGGCCUUACUCUGCCAGCAGCUCAGAGAAGGGGGGAGACAAGAGGGAGAUCCAGGGAGAGAGCACACUCAGCCUUACAUCCGAGGAGACAAAGGUACUCAGAAGAAUUCAGGAAGAAUAUGAGAGGAGAGGUGGUUUUGUACGGAUUUUUCCCACUUCAGACACUUGGGAGCUGUACAGUGGUUAUCUGGAGUACAAGACAAAUAUGAACUCCAUGCUGGCCAACAAGUUGUUCUCUGGAAGAUAUGGGAAAGCGGCCACGGCCUCGAUAUCACGAGCGAGCGCAGUUGCCGUACUGGAUGGGGAUGGCUGCCAGGCCGAUCAUGGGCUGCAGUAUGAGAAGAAGCUGCUUAGCCUGGAGGCCCGGUGCCUGAGGAGAAGACACACAGCCAAGAGAAGAACUAGCAGCCGGAGAGGAGCUGCCAGGAGAUGUAGGGGAAACCCUUUUGUGAGCAGUGGAGAUGAGGAAGGUGAAGAAGCAGAAGAUGGAGCACCUGUGGAGGGUGAUGAGCAGAGGAGGCCCUCUGGUCUGUGUCCCCGCAGAGUCCUGGCUGAACGGGGGGAUGCAGCCCUUGUUUCAGGACAUGCCUCAGCUGGCAACAAGCCACAUGUCAACCUACUGAAUGUCCUUCAGCAAGGCUGGCACCUCAGUAAAGUGCAAGCUCGGAUGGCCUUCUCUUGUUACCUCCAGCGUGUGAAGAAGAGACUUCAAACUGAGAGCAAAAUGAACUGUACAACACCUUGGCCAGAGAAGGACAAUGAUCAAAUGGAACUGAUCAUUCGCUUUUUGAAACGAGCAGCUAGCAAUCUUCAGGAAGACAUGAAGAUGGAUCUGCCUAGUACCCAGCUGCCUCUACACGACCGCUGUCGGAUCCUCUCAUUCCAGCUGGGAGAGUUUAUACACUGUUACAACAAGGAGACACAGCAGAUGGUUCAGAAGCUGGAGAAGAUCAAAGAUGAAGAACGCUGCAUAAAUCGAAGUGUAUUCCAGGAGUUUAUUGUAAAAGCCAGUGAAAACGACUUGGAGGAAGUGCUGACCUUCUACACUCAGAGAAACAAGUCUGCCAGCGUGUUUUUGGGAACCACAUGCCCCAACUCUAAACCAGAACAUAAGGGGGACCUCUGUCCUGGCUCGGGAGAGCCAGAGGGAGUGAGGCAUGCAAAGUGGGGCUCCAUGACGUCUGCUGCCUGUAAGGUCCAGGAGAUGGGUGACCAAAGGGAUGCAGCCCAAAGGGAAAAUGUCUCUGAGAACGAUGAUCUCCGAACAAACAGUGGACUUCAAAGGGAUAUUAAUAUAAUUGAGGUUCAGCCUCACAAGCUCACUACCAGUGAAUUGCAAAGUGGUGUGUCAACAAGUGAAAUGAAAAAAGCCUUAACCUGUGAUCAAAUGUAUGCACAUCAUGGCUCUCCUCUACCUCAGGCCCAAAGUCACCCUCAUUCUUACUACCAGCCCUCUACCUAUUCCCAGCCUCCACCCCAUCCCCUCAAUCAUGUUGAAAAGGAUCAUCAUAGGCCUGUUUCUUCCAUGCUCAACACCAUGUGCUCCAGCGCAAUGUCCGCCCCUGACACUGGUCCACUGCAGGCAGUGCGCUCAUCUGUAUCCUCUACUUCUGUGGACUCCUCCAUGACAACAUCGUCAUUGUCCCUCCCCAGCACUUUACAGUUUGGUAGUAAGAUGACUUCUGACCCCGGCUCCACAGUUUCAGAGAGAUCUAAGAGCAGUUUGAAUAAGCCUAGACCUGGCUCUGCUAGAGUGCUGAAAGAGCUGGACUGCCUGUCGUCUCACCAUAAUCAGAAAGCUAUCACGUCGGCCUUGCAAAAUCUGGUGGAGAAGCAAGCGGCACAACAGUACUCAACCUCCAACCACAUCACGUUGACACAACAUUUGACCAACCUGAAUAUUGCCAGUGGGGUUCUUGGGAAAAAUAGUCUCCACCUCAGCCAAAGUCUUCAGAACUGGCCCAUGAGAACUCUGUACUCUGGAACUAGCAGUGCUACCAGUGCUUCAAGUCAGAGGGCCACACCGGAAUACAUGACCAAGUUGGACAGGGAGGCCCAGAGUGUUUAUCAGCUGGUCAGGGGCAUACUACCUCAGGACAGCAACCAGUCUUCUGCUGGGAGCUACCAGCUUCAUUUUGCCAUCCAGCAGUUGCAGCAACAGAAGCGGACGUCAAGUCAGUUGCUGUGUCAGAGCCGCAACCGGCACCAGGCCAUUCUGGCUGCUCAUGCAGUAAAUCGCUGCCCUGGUGAUGCUGUAUUUCACCCAAGGACCUCAACUCUUCCUGCUUCCAGGACUCUAGUGAACUACUCACCACAGCCAAACUCUGUCGUCUGGACCCCAAAACCACCCAGCACCAGCCGAAAAGGUCCAGCCGACAAGACUUCCAUCCAGCGUCUCAAUAAGAAACCGGCUGACAAAUGCUGUUCCUGAGCCAAAAUCCAGAAACCCCUCUAACAAUGUAUAGCUGCACUCCAAGGUGCCCGUGAAGUAAGAAAUCCCAGGUCAGACAUUUGAAGGGAUACUUUUUGUGAAGCCUUUGCUCCAUCCCACACCAACGCCAGCAUCAGCUGUGUUCUUCCAAUCCCAUGAUGCUCAAGAUCCAGUAAAAAAAUAUUGGCAAUGGACAACCAGCAGCAGCCAGUCACUGCAUGGGGAUGUCUAAGAAUCAGCCCGCUUUAGUUCCAACGCUUGUUUGUACUGUCGUACUUGUGUAUGAAUGUUCAGCACCUGUGGAAACACACAGAAAACAAACUUGUACUUUUCAGCAUGGAGGAUAGUUUCUUAUGAAAGAGAUGUGCCAAAACCUGGCAUGACAUAAAACAUAAAACCACUGUAAGUAGUGUCUGUCUGUGAAAUUAUGAGUAGAUCUCUCAGUAAUGUGAUGCUUGAAGAUAAGGCAGAUUUUGGAUUAGAUGGUAGUCCAUAUGCCACAGUAACCGUCAUAAAUAAUAUAAAUCUUUGGUUUGGUCUCCUUCCACUGGUAAAGCAUUUUUAAUUAACAAAUAAAUAAACAUAUUUACUACUCUUUAUUGUGAUUUUGUAUAUUAGAAAACUGUGUUAGAAAACAAUUUUUCAGUGAAAGGAAGGCUGUGGAUGAAGACACUGAUGAUACUUUUCAUGAUCAGUAUUUUCUCAUGUCUUUUUAAUGACACAAAAUAAAUAAAUGGUCUUUUUUA
Messenger RNA from Clupea harengus (Atlantic herring), 4957 nucleotides. RefSeq names its product tubulin tyrosine ligase-like family, member 5 (gene ttll5). NCBI's taxonomy places the organism in Eukaryota, Metazoa, Chordata, Actinopteri, Clupeiformes, Clupeidae. The transcript has 32 exons. Gene Ontology annotation, molecular function: tubulin binding; tubulin-glutamic acid ligase activity. The record is from RefSeq and is a predicted model, not a curated record. Bases 513 to 4211 code for a protein of 1232 amino acids. Gene Ontology annotation, cellular component: ciliary basal body. Gene Ontology annotation, biological process: microtubule cytoskeleton organization; protein polyglutamylation.